Messenger RNA from Rhodotorula graminis WP1, 1533 nucleotides. RefSeq lists its product as uncharacterized. The transcript is spliced from 8 exons. Lineage: Eukaryota; Fungi; Basidiomycota; Microbotryomycetes; Sporidiobolales; Sporidiobolaceae. Gene Ontology annotation, molecular function: ATP binding; protein serine/threonine kinase activity. The record is from RefSeq and is a predicted model, not a curated record. Gene Ontology annotation, cellular component: spindle pole body. The coding region runs from base 1 to 1533 and encodes 510 amino acids. Gene Ontology annotation, biological process: intracellular signal transduction; peptidyl-serine phosphorylation.
AUGGCCAAUGCGACCGGCGUCCUCAGCUGGCGCAAGGGCCAGGGCUUCAAGGAGUGGGAGAAGGUCAAACUCGCGUCGCCCGAGGUCAAGCGCAAGGCCGACGUCGCCCAGCUGUUCUUCUACGACCACUACUUCGACCUUUUGACGUACCUCUCGUCGCGCAAGGCCCGCCUCUCGUCCUUCCAGCAGUCGGUCGCCGCACGCCCCUCGCUCACCCAGCCCGAGGUCCACGCCGAGUGGGCGUCGUACACGGGCCGCGAGCGCGUCGUCCUGCGCAAGCGCCGCACCAAGCUCAAGCUCGCCCAGUUCCACAUCGUGACCCAGGUCGGCCAGGGCGGCUACGGCGAGGUGUUCCUCGCGCGCCACAAGGAGACGAACCAGGUCGUCGCGCUCAAAAAGAUGAAGAAGCGCACGCUCGCCAAGAUGGACGAGAUCCGGCACGUCCUCAUCGAGCGCGACAUCCUCGCGUCGACGUCGUCGCCCUGGCUCGUCCGCCUCCUGUACGCGUUCCAGGACCCGGAGCACGUCUUCCUCGCCAUGGACUUUAUCGCCGGCGGCGACUUCCGCACGCUCUUGAACAACUCGGGCGUCCUCAAGGAGGAGCACGCGCGGUUCUACAUCUCGGAGAUGUUCUCUGCCGUCGCAGAGCUGCACAAGCUCGGCUACAUCCACCGCGACCUGAAGCCCGAGAACUUCCUCAUCGACACGACGGGCCACAUCAAGCUCACCGACUUUGGGCUCGCGGCCGGCGCGCUGAACCCGGGCAAGAUCGAGCACCUCAAGGACAAGCUCGACUCGGUCGCCGACUCGCCCCUCAUCCUGCGCUCGACGAUCGAGAUGAAGUCGCUGUACAAGUCGAUCCGCAUGGCCGACGCGCGCUACGCCGACUCGGUCGUCGGCUCGCCCGACUACAUGGCCAUCGAGACGCUGCGCGGGCAGAGCUACAGCUACUCGGUCGACUACUGGAGCCUCGGGUGCAUCCUCUUCGAGUUCCUCGCCGGCUUCCCUCCCUUCUCGGGCGCGUCGCCCGACGAGACGUGGCUCAACCUCAAGAACUGGCAGCGCGUCCUGCGGCGCCCCGAGUACACGCGCCCCGAGGACCUCAUCUUCAACCUGUCGGACCUCGGGUGGGACGCCAUCACGCGCCUCAUUGCGCCAAAGGAGUCGCGCCUGAGCUCGAUGGACGACGUCAAGCACCACGGCUUCUUUGCCGGCGUCGACUGGGACGGCCUCAGGGACCGCAAGGCGCCGUUCAUCCCGGCGCUCGACUCGGAGAUCGACGCCGGCUACUUUGACGACUUCUCGUCCGAGGCCGACAUGGCCAAGUACGCCGAGGUGCGCGACAAGCAGCGCGCCGUCGACGGCGUCGCCGAGCGCGCGCUCGACGCCAAGCUCGCGCGCGGCGUCUGGGUCGGCUUCACGUUCAAGGCCAAGAAGGAGGCCGACAAGGCGCUGCGCGAGCGCGAGCGCGCCGAGGGGCAGCAGCAGCAGAGGGAGGAGGACGAGGAGGAGCAGCUGUACACGCUGUUCUGA